AUGGAUUAUAUUCAGAUUGCAUUUCAUCCAGUCGCUCUGUACCAGCUGGCCGCCUUCCCUUGCGCUGUCCUGUACUGUUAUCUCUGCUCCUAUGGCCAUUUGCCUGCCAUACUCAGAUACUUAUAUCUGUUAGUUGGAGGAGUGAUUUUAGCCAUUAUGUCAAUGGGUCAUUAUGCUCUAUUGUUAUUUGCUCCUGCCCUGGGUGCUACUGUGUUGUUUCACACAGCCAACUACCACUCCAUACACAGAUGGGCUUUUCUGCUGCAGAUGGCAUGGCAAACGAUCUGCCAUCUGUGGAUGAUAUAUAGACAAUACUACUUACAGGAAAUAAUGAAUAUGAAGGUGUCCAUCAUGAUUUCUUCUCUCAUGCUGCUGACUCAAAAAAUCACGUCCCUUGCCAUGGAUAUCCAUGAAAAAAAAGUGACUGUAAACACAAAGGAUGUUAUGGAGUCGAAGGAGAAAGGUCUUCGUUGUCAGCCAGCGUGCUCCAUACUAGCUGUUCUCUCCUACUUACUGUUUUUCCCAGCACUUUUGGGUGGGCCGCUGUGUUCAUUUGUGGAAUUCCAGCAGCAAAUCAGUAACUACAAAGUGUGUGAUAAGCUAUGGCAGACCUGGACUGUAAUUAAAGCCUGCACACUAUUCUUCUUGUUUCAUACAUUACGAGGUAUAUUAUUUGAGCAUGUAAACUUUCAAUACAACCUCACAGACUGCAGACAAUGGGAAUGCAUAUAUGUUAUGUGGAGCACAGCAUUGUUAUUCAAACUAACCUACUACUCCCACUGGUUGUUGGACGAAGCCCUAUUAUACAGUGCAGGCUUUUACAUAGGACUGAGCAACCAUUCAGCUUUUACUGAUAGCAACAUCUAUACAUUAGAAACAACCAACAGAAUGUCAUUGUUUGCCAGAACUUGGAAUAAAAGCACAGCAAAGUGGCUCCGAAGACUGAUAUUCCAAAGCUGCUCGAAGAAACCAUUACUGAGCACCUUUGCGUUUUCUGCUUGGUGGCAUGGACUGUACCCUGGACAAAUCUUUGGCUUUUUAUGUUGGGCUUUGAUGGUAGAAGCCGACUACAGGAUACAUGCCAAGUUAAGCAUUAUUUCAAAAUCACCAUAUAUCAAAUUUCUCUGCAGAGUAUUAACUUGGUUCCAGACACAAUUGAUUACUGCUUUUAUCAUGGUAGCUGUAGAAACAAGGAACUUAACAAUGCUAAUGGCUCUCCUAUUUUCUUACAACACUUUAUUUCCUUUAUUGUACUGUGUUUUAUUGAUAUUUUUGAUAAAAAUAAAACUAUAA
Molecule: messenger RNA, 1293 nt
Organism: Bufo gargarizans (Asiatic toad)
Lineage: Eukaryota; Metazoa; Chordata; Amphibia; Anura; Bufonidae
Gene: MBOAT4
Product: membrane bound O-acyltransferase domain containing 4
Exons: 3
Coding region: 1-1293 (430 amino acids)
Biological process (GO): lipid modification; peptidyl-serine octanoylation
Cellular component (GO): endoplasmic reticulum membrane
Molecular function (GO): serine O-acyltransferase activity
Source: RefSeq, a predicted model, not a curated record